Molecule: messenger RNA, 2839 nt
Organism: Condylostylus longicornis
Lineage: Eukaryota; Metazoa; Arthropoda; Insecta; Diptera; Dolichopodidae
Exons: 8
Coding region: 100-2589 (829 amino acids)
Source: RefSeq, a predicted model, not a curated record
CAUCAUAUUUGUUGACAAAGAUUUUCUUUAAAAAUAAAUUUAAAUUUUUAGUAAUAUUAUAAAAUCUAGACAAAAAUUUAAUAAUAUAAAAACAUAAUAAUGGAGAACUCAGAAGUAUCGUCAUCUGCUCUUGCUAAUUCAUAUAUAACAGAAUUCAAUGAGCAAUUUGAAAGAAGCCGGCGAAAUAAGGGACCUAUCGAUAUUUCACUACAUCGUAGUUUGACUCUCAUGAUUUCAGUUCCAAAUGCAGAUUGUUACAAUCCUGUAACAGUUCCAAUUGUUCAAUUUUAUAUCAAUCUUCAUAAACUUUUAAGCACUUCAGGCCUUGACGAAGACACAAUAUGGACAUGUUGUUCUAUAUUGCAACAUGCAUCAAAAAAUGUUGAAAGUAAAAAUGCCAUUAUUUCAAAAUUUCGAUUUUUUCCGCUAUUAUCGAAGAUACUGCCGAAAUUAAAUGGAAAAGAAAAGGCAGAAAAAUUGUUAAAGAUUAUGCAAACUCUAUCUUAUGGUAUAAUAAUAACGUGGGAGGAACCGUAUUUGUCUGAACUAGUUAAAACCCUAUUAGCAUUUAUUUAUUCAGAAGAUGAUGAUUUAGCUCAACAUUCUCUAUCGGUUUUAGUGAACAUAUGCCACAGAAACUUUCCUGUUGUGUGCACAUUAAUGAGGGUUGUAAACAUAUCUGAGCUCUGUCAAAAAACUAAGAAAUAUGGGGUUUUAGCUAGCAAAUUGAUAUUGAUAUUACAAAUUAACGAUUUAGCUGUGCAAAAAGACGAUGUGGAAUGUCUAAUUAAGAAAUGUUUUAUUGAUUUCGAAACGGCUAUAAAAAAAUCUGAUGUGUCUUUGUUACAACACAUUAUUCACUUUGUUCAAGAAAUAAAUGAAUUAGAAGAGUAUCGGGCCAUUAUAGUUGAAUUUCCUGGUUUUGAAAAGGAUUUCGAAAAUAUUAUUCAGGUGAUAGAAAACACCUGUUUCAAAACAAGUAAUGAUGUUUGCAAUGAAAAUGGGAUUCAAUAUCAGGAAGAACUAUUUUUAUCAUUAACUUUAGAAUUUCUUACAUUAGUUUUAGAAAUCUCGCUUCAUUUAAUGCAUGCAAAGCAAUUUGUUAUUUCAAGUGAUACUUUGCACAAAAUUUUUGAAUUAUGCCAAAAAUGGUGUGACACUCCAAUGCCAGGAACUAAAGCAUUGCUAUUAAUGAAAAGCUUGGUAGAACUAGUAAAUGAUGAAGUGCUUUCUACUAUGUUGGAAAAGUUUGAAAAUUUGCCCAAAAUUAUUGCUAGUACUGAAAACAAUGAAAAUUCAAGUGAAUAUGCUACAGCUCUGCAGAAAUUGCUAAUAAGUUUACUAAAAAGAAAAAACGUCGAAAGUAUUCUUUUUUCACUGAUAACAGACUCAUAUUUUAAUAAAAUACUUUCUCCAAUUUUAUCUGGGAAAAGGAACGAAAACUUUUCAAUGUGCUCUGCUGCAGACUUAUCCAAGUAUUUAUAUUGUUUUCUGAUAUUAAUAGAAUUUUCAAAAAUCGCAGAAUCUACUUGGAAAAGGAAAGUAAAUGACUUUUUUCAACUUCAUCAGAUGAAAUAUAUUUUGGCUAAAGGAAUUUUAAGUGAAAAUCCCGAUGUAACAAAACUGUUGUUCGAAAUUUCUAAAACCGACAGCUUUCCUGUGGAUGAAGUAGCAAAGCUGGUAUCUGAAUUAAAUAAGUCCUCGAGCAAUAAAAAUAUAUUAAAAGCUUCUUUUAAUUCGACAAACUUUGAUGCAUUUUUUGAAAGGAAUAGAUUAAUACUUAGCAAAGACUGUGAACAUAAAUUAAAUAUAACGUUAGAAAAAUUUUCUAAUAGGAGACUAGAAUACGAAAACACAGCAACUUCGGAAUUGAUUGAAUUGUACACUUAUAAAAAUAACAUGAUUGAAAGUAAAGUUUUUAAUCUUGAAAAAAAUUUAGGAGAUGCUAAUCAAAUAAUUACCGACUUAAAUCAUGAAAUCAGUUUACAAACAGCUCAACUCUCGAAAUAUACAAAUAUUAAUUAUCAAAUGAAUUUAAAACAGGAAAGAUUGGUUAGUGAAAAUAAAGAUUUAAAAAAACAAAGAGACAUAUUUAAAGACACAGCUGAUGAUCUUGGAAAAAAAUUUAAGGAAAAAAGUGAAUCUUUAAAAAGGCACAUGAAAGCACAUGAUGUGAGAUAUGCUGAGAAAGUAAAUGAAAUAAAUAAAAUGCAAAAGGAGCUUAACAAUUUAGAAAAUGAGCGUGACAGUUUUGCGCAAAAAAUUAAAACUUUAACAACUGAAUCAGAAACAUACGUUAGCAAAAUUGAUUCUUUAAAAAAAAGUAUUAGUUUAUUAGAGGCGAAAUGUGAGCAGAAUGAAACAAAUAUUAUGGAAAAAGAUAAAAACAUAACAAAAUUGAAUAAAACUAUUGAUGAUUUGAAAAAAUCACAAAUCAUGCAAGAAAAUAUUAUAAAAAGCUUAGAAAGUCAAAUCAAAGAAAAGAAUGAAAAUAUUAAACAACUUGAAGCUGAAAUUAAUGAAGUAGAAGAUAUGAGGAAAACUGUUAUGAGUUUAAUGGAAAGUAAAAAACCCAAAAGAAAAGCUUAGGUUAUUACUUAAAAACUAAAAUAAUUAUAAAUUAUGAAAUUUUAAUAUACACGUUUAUAAUUAAUUUUAAAUUCGAUCUAAUAUUUAUUUUAAUGAAAACUUAUUCUUUUAUAGUAAAUAAAAGGCUUUUUUUACUUUUAAUUUAAUUUUGCAUUUAUAUUGCAACUUUCCUUCAUAAUAUUAAUAAAUUUCAAAUUGCAAAGAGACUGUCUAAAAAAAUUAACUAAUAUAAUUCAUUAUAUUCGUAGUA